UGACAUCACCACUUCCGGAUAUUUCACUAAACAGAAUACAGGCCUCUAUUUCCAACGUAUCGUUUGGCCCAGACAUAAAAGAGAAACUUAAAAUGCUUAAGUCCAACUCCUCUCCAGGCUUACAUGGAAUCUCGUCUUUUCUUUUAAAGUCUUGUACUGACACUCUCUGUUAUCCCAUUUCCCGUAUAAUGACCUCCUACUUUAAUUUUUACAUCUUACCAUCUAUAUGGAAGACUGCGUCAGUGACUGUCAGAUUCAAAAAGGACAAUAAGCUUGAUCCAAAUAACUAUAGACCGAUAAGCCUUCGCCUAAUAGCUUAUAAAGUAAUGGAGUCCAUAAUGAUAAGGUAACUGACUUACUUGUAAACGAACGUGUACUUCUCACCCAACAACAUGGAUUUAUCAGAGGACGAUCUACCUUAACUAAUAUCCUGCAGUCUGUUAGUGACUGGACAAAAGCCUUAGGUCUUCCUA
This is a messenger RNA of Psylliodes chrysocephalus, 473 nucleotides long. NCBI's taxonomy places the organism in Eukaryota, Metazoa, Arthropoda, Insecta, Coleoptera, Chrysomelidae. The record is from the annotation of a GenBank genome assembly.